Molecule: messenger RNA, 1258 nt
Organism: Fomitiporia mediterranea MF3/22
Lineage: Eukaryota; Fungi; Basidiomycota; Agaricomycetes; Hymenochaetales; Hymenochaetaceae
Exons: 9
Coding region: 46-1092 (348 amino acids)
Source: RefSeq, a predicted model, not a curated record
CUUGCUGGCUGCCUGCACUCUACCGUGUCUUCUCUCACGACCACCAUGUCAGACGUUUGCGAGCCGCACCACGACUUGUGGGGAACACUGCUCACUCUAAGCCUCAUAGUUGGUCUCUUCGCGUCCUAUGUCCCGCAGCAUUUCAAGAUAAUAAACAAAGGUUCUUCUGAAGGCUUUAGCCCAUGGUUUCUGCUUCUCGGUGCUACUUCUUCCGCAGCUGGAAUGUUAAACAUGUGGACGAUGCAAUGGAACGUUGUGCGAUGCUGUCGUUAUCUUAGCACGGGUAACUGCAUGGAAUCUUUCGGGGGUAUCAUACAGGUUUCACUGCAGUGGCUCCUUUUCAACGUGAUCCAAAUACUAUACAUUAUAUAUUAUCCACCGCACCUCAAGUAUAAGAUCAUUGACGUCUCAGGGGGUGACAUCCUAGUGAAAACGAACAUGAAGACAUCACAUUGGCGCACAUCAGUCGUAUUGGCUUGUUCUGUUGCAUUACACAUGGUGGUCUGCACGUUUGUGACUUUUGGUCUACUUCUCUCGACAAAGGUAGACCUCCCUGCAAGUCCCGCAAGUGAUCCACGCAUAGCAAGUUGGGCGAAAUUCCUUGGCCUCACAUCUGCUGCACUUGCUGCGAUCCAAUACGUACCGCAGCUCACCCACACGUUUCGACUUAAGCUGGUCGGCGCACUGAGUAUACCCAUGAUGAUCAUCCAAAGCCCUGGUUCGGCACUAAUGGUCAUCUCCAUCGCUAUGAGGCCAGGAACAGACUGGACGAGCUGGAUUAUGUUCGCCGUCUCUGGCGUUAUGCAGGCCAUCCUCUUACUCAUGUGCAUAGCCUGGAAGAUCCGACAACAUCGUCUCAACAUAGACGAUUUCGGUCAUCCUCAUCCUCCUACACCCACAGAAAUCGCUCAAGCCGAAGAACUUCAUGCGGAGGAAGCCGAAGAAGAGUUGGGAGGACAAGCACAAACCGUACCAGACGAAGAGAUUGUUCGCGCGAUGCUGGGAGAAGACACCCCGUUGUUGAAGAAUGGUAGACGACGUGGAAAGAAGCAGAGAUCGACGUCGAGCAUCUUGAAGGGCUUCCUUAGAUAGAUUGAACAUGUAGACUUUUAAGAGGCUAUCCUGGGCUUACUAGUCCCUCUGCAGGUUCCGAGCUUAACGACGUGCCUUUCGUCGAGCUUUCUGUAUUACAUGCUUUCAUUUCUGAUGGGAGAUUUAUACUUAGGUUUAAUACUGAAUACAAUCAGGAUAGUUCAAU